This is a messenger RNA of Aplosporella prunicola CBS 121167, 424 nucleotides long. RefSeq lists its product as uncharacterized. The coding region runs from base 119 to 361 and encodes 80 amino acids. Lineage: Eukaryota; Fungi; Ascomycota; Dothideomycetes; Botryosphaeriales; Aplosporellaceae. The record is from RefSeq and is a predicted model, not a curated record. The transcript has a single exon.
UGAGUACCUGGUCGGCCAUGAGUGCGGCAUGUGGGAAUGAGCCUUCCGUUUGAUUUCUUUGACUGUUUCAUUUUUUCUGAUCCAAUAAGUACCUGACCGCAUUAAUGCGGUACCUGGAAUGCGUCUUUCCUGUCUCUUUCCCUUUUACUCCUUUUUGUGCCCAAGAGUACCUGGCCGGACAUUCGUACGGCACGUGGGAAAGUGUCUUUUGUGCGCGCUUGUCAUUGUUUCGUCAAGUGUCGAUGAGUACCUGGCCUGUUUGGGUAAGUGGGAAGUGUACUGUUUUUCAAGAUUGAGUACCUGGUCUGUUCAGACACGUGGGAACGUAUUUCUUUUUGAAUUUAGUACCUGGCCUGCUUAGGCAUGUGGGAAUCGUACUGAUUUUUCCAAGAGUUGAGUACCUGGCCCUACUCAGGCAUGUGGG